This is a messenger RNA of Pseudovirgaria hyperparasitica, 1800 nucleotides long. RefSeq lists its product as uncharacterized. Gene Ontology annotation, molecular function: DNA-binding transcription factor activity, RNA polymerase II-specific; zinc ion binding. Gene Ontology annotation, biological process: regulation of DNA-templated transcription. The transcript has 5 exons. NCBI's taxonomy places the organism in Eukaryota, Fungi, Ascomycota, Dothideomycetes, Acrospermales, Acrospermaceae. The record is from RefSeq and is a predicted model, not a curated record. The coding region runs from base 1 to 1800 and encodes 599 amino acids.
AUGGUAUACACCGGCAAGCCGUCAAGGGCAUGUCAGAUGUGCAAGUCUCGUCGAAUAAAAUGUGACGAAGAACGGCCGAGUUGCGGACAAUGCCUAAAGUCUGCGCGCAAUUGCCCUGGCUACCCUGACGAGUUCGACCUUAUAUUCCGCAAUGAGAAUGUCGCGUUGGCGCGGCGUGCUCAACGCUCGUCGACGUCUAAGAAUUCUUAUUCCUCCAACAAAUCAUCUCCGACCUCUACUUCUCCUACGCUUCAGCGAUCUCCAGCAUCAUAUCACGGUGAAAGUUCAUCUGCAUCAUCAUUGACGCCAGGCAGCGAACCAGAGGAACUUUUUCCAAUAGCACGACAAGAAUUGUCUAUGACAGCAGACUUACUUACACCAACAAUUCUACCCAGUCUGAAUCCUUCAACGCAAACUCAAGCUACAUCGUUCUUCUUUCACAAUUUUGUACAUUUGCCAAGAGAGGCCGAAAGUGUACGAGGAUUCCUUGAAUAUCUUGGACCGGUAUACCUCAAAGCUGGUACCAGAUCGCCUCUACAGGAUGCUACACAUGCAGUCGCACUAUCUGCAUUCGGACGCUACCCGGAAAGGAAUGACGUUCUCCGUCAAGCAAGGGUCAUAUACGGGCAAGCUUUACACAAGGUAAACGAGGCUCUCAGAGAUCCAGUCAAGGCCAAGUCCGACGAGACGUUACUUUCGAUACUUCUCUUCUCGCUAUACGAAGUAAGUGUCGAAUCCAAUAUCGUCUAUGCUCGCUCUGCCGCCCUGGCUGCUGGAUUUGGUCAAGCCUCCAGGGCUCGCUCUUUCAUUCUCUCCGGAAUUGCUUCUACUGGCCUCUCAAAUUCGGCCAGACUAACUCAAGAACAGGAAAUCGUAUCGACAAGUGAGCUGGAAACACAAAACUGGAAUCAUCACGUUGACGGCGCCGUGGCAUUAGUCAAGAUGCGGGGCACAGAACAGUUCAAUAAUCCCCAAUCUUACAACAUAUUUCGUGCGGUGAGAUCGAUGAUGCUCACUAACUGCGUCCAGAGGAAGAAGCCCGUAGACACAUUUCCAGGCGAGAAUGGUUGGAAAGGCAAGGACACCGAAGAAAACGCUGCCAAUCGUCUCACCAUGAUAUCCAUGGAACUGCCAGAGAUCAGAAGCCGCUUUGAAACUCUACAGAGCGGCCAAGCAUCUGGAGAUGUUUCGACAGAGGUAAAUGCUUUACUGCAGAGCACAAAGAAAAUGGAUGCCGGUCUAGAGAACUGGGCAGCGACGCUUCCAUCCACUUGGAAUCCUCAAAUAAUUUCCAUCGUCGAAGAUUCUGAUACUGACAUCAUGCUCUGUCCCGAAUGGCCUGGCCCACAGCAUAUAUAUAACGACGUGUUCGUCUCGAACAUCCAGAAUGACUAUCGGGUCACCCGUAUCUUUUGCCAGAUUGUCAUCAUGGGCUGCUUAAGUAUCAUCGGCGAUAUGGGCCAAAAUUCGGACUUCGAGAUGCUACGUGCCCAAUACACGUCUCAGCAGAUGGUGAAUGAUAUCUGCUCCUCAGUCCCUUUCCACAUGAGCUUCGACAUGCAUAGUAGGCCAAGGACAACGGGAGACGAGAAUAAAGCUGCCGAAGCGCUAGGUGCAUAUUUCCUCGCCUGGCCACUUUUUGUAUGCAACAGGGUCCCAAACGUCUCGGAACAGCAGCGGAUGUGGAUAGCAGGUCGCCUUAUGCGCAUCGGUGUUUCAUUUGGUCUUGAUGCGGCACAACUAGAGAGUAUCGCUCGUCGUGGAGCUAAGAUGAGCAUCAACCCAUCUCAGAUCGGCUGA